This is a messenger RNA of Hippocampus comes (tiger tail seahorse), 3205 nucleotides long. It is a transcript of the gene rasa3, whose product is annotated as RAS p21 protein activator 3. Gene Ontology annotation, molecular function: GTPase activator activity. Gene Ontology annotation, biological process: regulation of GTPase activity; intracellular signal transduction; negative regulation of Ras protein signal transduction. The record is from RefSeq and is a predicted model, not a curated record. The coding region runs from base 229 to 2730 and encodes 833 amino acids. The transcript has 24 exons. NCBI's taxonomy places the organism in Eukaryota, Metazoa, Chordata, Actinopteri, Syngnathiformes, Syngnathidae.
UUGCUGCCGCUGCCGCUGCUGCGUGACGGACUGAGAGAGCUGUAGCGGUCCUCAAUUGUUCUCAAUCAGCCAGCGACGCGGUGCUGGAUUCAGAGUGCCAUCGCAGCUAUGUGCGCAUAGAUGUGCAAAAACCUCUGGAAUAUCCCAUUGCUGGAGAGGCUGCAAGCGACCAGCGUGGACGUCCGCGUCCGUUCAGCCGGCUAAAGGGAACUCAGGGACGACGACAGCAUGGCGGUAGAAGAGGAAGGUCUGCGGGUUUUUCAGAGCGUUAAAAUUAAAAUAGGAGAAGCCAAAAACAUCCCUCCAUACCCGGGGCCAAACAGGAUGAGGGACUGUUACUGCACUGUCAAUCUGGACCAAGAAGAAGUCUUCAGAACCAAGAUUGUUGAGAAGUCGCUCUGUCCGUUCUAUGGAGAGGACUUCUAUUGUGAGAUCCCACGUAGCUUCAGACAUCUCUCCUUCUAUAUCUUUGACAGGGACGUCUUCAGGAGGGACUCAAGUAUCGGUAAAGUUGCGGUGCAGAAAGAAGACCUGCAGAAAUAUCACGGGAAAGACACCUGGUUCCAGCUCCAGCCUGUCAGCGCUGACUCAGAGGUGCAGGGAAAAGUGCACCUGGAGCUGCGUCUGAGUGAAGUCAUCACAGACAGCGGCGUCAUCAACCACAAACUAGCCACCCGAGUGCUGGAGUGCCAAGGUCUUCCCAUCGUUAAUGGCCAAUGUGACCCUUAUGCUGCUGUCUCGCUACUUGGUCCUUCCAGGUCAGAAGUAAAGAAGACCAAAGUGAAGAGGAAAACCAAUAAUCCACAGUUUGAUGAAGUUUUCUAUUUUGAGGUGACACGGCCCUUGAGCUACACAAAACGACAGUUUGAUGUUGAAGAGGAAGAUGUGGACAAACUGGCUUUGAGGGUGGACCUGUGUAAUUUGAGCAACUUGAAGUUUGGUGAUGAGUUCCUGGGAGGAGUGCGGGUUCCACUCAGAGUUUUGGGUCAACUUGGAGUCCACGAUGCAUGGUACUAUCUUCAGCCCAGGGAAAACGGAGGGAAGUCUGUCAAGGUGGAAGAGCUCGGAUCUCUGCGCCUGAACAUCGUUUACACCGAGGACCACGUUUUCCCCUCGGAGCACUACACCCCACUCAGAGAUUUGCUGUUGCACUCGGCUAACGUGCAGCCCGUGUCGGCGUCCACUGCGAACAUUCUGGGGGAGGUGUGUCGAGAGAAGCAAGAGGCCGCCAUACCGCUCGUGCGUCUCUUCCUCCACUAUGGCAAGAUUGUGCCUUUCAUCAGCGCCAUCGCGCACGCCGAAGUUCACCGCACACAGGAUCCAAACACCAUUUUUCGGGGGAACUCGCUCACGUCCAAAUGCAUCGACGAGACCAUGAAACUGGCAGGGAUGGACUAUCUACGAGUCACACUGAAACCAAUCAUAGAUGAGAUCUGCACCGAACACAAGCCCUGUGAAAUUGACCCAGUUAAACUCAAGGAAUCGGAAAACCUGGAGACAAACAGGGGAAACCUUCGCCGCUAUGUGGACCGUAUCUUUGACGUGAUCACCACCUCUGGCGUUCGCUGUCCAACUGUUAUGUGUGACAUCUUCUUCUCGCUGAGGGAGUCUGCGGUCACGCGUUUCCAAGUGGACCAAGAUGUCCGAUACACAGCAGUGAGCAGUUUCAUCUUCCUGCGUUUCUUCGCUCCGGCCAUCCUCUCGCCCAACCUCUUUCAGUUACGGCCUCACCACCCGGAUCCCGCCACCUCCCGAACGCUUACCCUCAUCUCCAAGACCAUCCAGACGUUGGGAAGUCUCGCCACGUCAAAAUCCGCCAAUUUCAAAGAGGCUUACAUGGCAGCAUUUUAUGAGUACUUCAAUGAGCAGAAGUAUGCCGAUGCUGUGAAGAAUUUUCUGGACCUCAUAUCGACGUCAGGGAAGUGGGAUCAGAAGAGUAUUGAAACACCAAUCAUGCUCAAAGAGGGAUUUAUGAUAAAGAGAGCGCAAGGAAGAAACCGAUUCGGAAUGAAAAACUUUAAAAAGAGAUGGUUUCGUCUCACCAACCACGAGUUCACGUACCACAAGACCAAAGGAGAGGGCGCGCUGUGCAGCAUUCCCAUCGAGAACAUCCUGGCCGUUGAAAGGCUGGAGGAGGAGUCAUUCAAGAUGAAAAAUAUGUUCCAGGUGAUCCAGUACGAGCGGGCCCUCUACAUCCAAGCCAACAACUGCGUCGAGGCGCAAGCUUGGAUCGACAUCCUGACCAAAGUCAGCCAAUGCAACCACAAGCGUCUCAGCACCUAUCAUCCUUCAGCCUACCUCAACGGCCACUGGCUCUGCUGCAAGCUCUCGGCCGAAGCGGCGCCUGGCUGUAUGCCCUGCACCGGCAGGCUCCCAGCCAACAUCCAGCUGGAUGUCGACGGGGACAGAGAGACUGAGAGGAUCUAUUCCCUCUACAGCACAUACAUGACCAAACUGAUCAAGAUGGAAGAGGCCUGCGGCAGCAAGUCGGUGUACGACGGACCCGAGCAGGAGGAAUACUCCAGCUUUGUCAUUGACGAUCCCCAGGAGACCUACAAAACCCUGAAGCAGAUCGUUUCAGCCGUGCAGACUUUGGAGCAGCAGCAUACCAAGUACAAACGAGACAAGUUCAAGAAGACCAAGAUAGGCAGCCAAGAACAUCCAAUCGGGGACAAGAGUUUCCAGUGCUACAUCCGUCAGCAGUCAGAGAGCUCCACUUACUCCAUCUGACCGGCGGGCAGAGUCUUGAGACUCCUCCCGUGAUGUUCCGAGUCAGCGCGUUGGACUCGACUGUAAAUCGCAGUCCGUCCGCUCCGAAGUGGCUCACGCCGGAUGUGUUGAAUUCAGGGAAAACUCGAGUUGGACGUUUCCGAACGGGAAACGGGACGACUCAAGAUGCAACACUCCACCUAUACGGAGAAACUGACCUCAGAUCAUUUCGAACAGAAGGGGAACAGAAGUCAAGGAGGGAGAAGAAGAAGUUGAAGAACUGUUCACUCUUCCCGUGAUGUGAUGACAGAACCAAACUUUUCACUGGACAGCAUUGACAGUGAAAGACACGCACUUUAAUCACCUCCAAAUCAAUGCACCAACAAGACUCGCCGCACAUUUUUCAAAAGCUAUAUUUCAUGGCUUUCAUUUGUACUUUGGUUGAUGUCAUAUUUCUUCGUAUAUCACAUCUCACAGACCAAAACUUCAGAAGGAG